This is a messenger RNA of Eleginops maclovinus (Patagonian blennie), 1573 nucleotides long. RefSeq names its product transmembrane protein 186 (gene tmem186). The transcript is spliced from 2 exons. The coding region runs from base 497 to 1183 and encodes 228 amino acids. Gene Ontology annotation, cellular component: mitochondrion. The record is from RefSeq and is a predicted model, not a curated record. NCBI's taxonomy places the organism in Eukaryota, Metazoa, Chordata, Actinopteri, Perciformes, Eleginopidae.
UGACAGUUCAACUGUGAAACGGGAACACACUGUUAUGAAUGUCUGCGGCGGAUAUGAUAACCCUGCCACACGUUACGUGUGUUUUCGCGAGCAGGUGAAGGUACUGGUUCAGAUUCAGUUGAGAUUUAAUUUUAAAAAUGUUUUAAAGUUGGUCAUCGCAUACGAUGUUCCCACAAGGGGGCAUACCGGGCACAAGAGCAAAUAAAGUAUAUUAAAAUAAUCGUUGAAUACAUCCGGGUCAGGUUUUUGUUGUUGUUGUAUUUUUAACCGUUAUUAUUUGAAUGCAGCAAUGCAAAACACUGCUUUCAAGCCUUGCAUUUAAAAUAUAACAUUCAUUGUAGUUUUAAUAACAUUAAUUGUAGUUUUCAUACGCUCAACAUCCGGGUCAGAGUGUGUAGGUCAUGUAAGCUAACAGCUCUAAAACUGUUGCCUUUGGUAUGUCUCUUACUUCCAACAAGAAGAUUGGUGUUUUUUUGUUUUUCCUCUUCUAGUAAUCAUGUCGUCAAUCAUGAUCAGGUCAGUGCUGCUGCGCAGGGCAACCUUCCACAUCCUUUCCUAUACCAGAGGAUCAUGUCUACUCACAGGUCGGAUAUCUUAUGGUGUGCAGCCUCAUUCAUCAGCACGUUUCAUUCACACACCCAUCCUGCAGAACUUCCAGGGACCCCUGAUACCUAAAAUCACAGCCCUGGUCAGGUACUCUGACAUGACCACAGAGAAAUACACUAUGAUUUACAACAUGCCGCACGUAAGGCUCCUCAGAGCUGUGUCCAGGCUCAAGCUGCUCCAAACCGCAGUCACCAUGGUCACCUUGCCACCAGUGUACUUCUUCUACCUCCAGGGAGAUGUCCCCUUCUUCCUUGUCGGCUACUCUACAGGGAUAGCACUGUUUGCUGGCGCCAUGCUGUACACCGCCAGUCACUUCUUCAGGAAUGUUGUUGGGAGGAUGUACCUGGACCUGUCCCAGACCACGCUCAAAGUGUCCCACCUCACCUUUUGGGGCAGGCGUAAUGAUAUCUACCUGCCUGUGUCUGAUGUUAUGACAAUCGCAGAUACAGGGGACACCGUAAAAGAGAAGAUAUUGAAACUAAAGAGAUUCAGCACUCCACAGACAUUGUAUUUCUCCACUCAUUUUGGACGUGUGGUAGACAAACAGGGUUUUAAAAAGGUGUUUGGGACAUGGUAAUGAUAUUUUUUUUGAAAAUGGACAGAUUGAGACAGUAAUAGUCAGAAGGUAAUGCUCCUAAUGAAUAUGUUUAAAAUAUACCUUGUUUUAUUGAGAACGAUUUGUUCUGCAUGAAGAACAAAAUUAUAGGGGGAGGGUGACGUUGGUAUGAUCUGUGACUGAGAUAUGUUAGUCAUUGUUGAUCUUAGGUGUCCACGGUGAUCAACAAACUCCUUUUUAAUUAGUCAGUGAAGCUGGUGAUCAACAAAUAAGGAACCAUAUUUUCAGGGUUCAGCAGGACAGAAUGAAACAACAUAACAAGUGUAAGUGUUGGCAGUAUACAGUAUGUUAAGAGGACUGAAAUGACUUUGGUCUUAAUGUGUGAAACAGAAAAUAAAGGUAAAGAAAUAA